This is a messenger RNA of Mollisia scopiformis, 1383 nucleotides long. RefSeq lists its product as uncharacterized. The coding region runs from base 1 to 1383 and encodes 460 amino acids. The record is from RefSeq and is a predicted model, not a curated record. Gene Ontology annotation, molecular function: zinc ion binding; nucleic acid binding. Lineage: Eukaryota; Fungi; Ascomycota; Leotiomycetes; Helotiales; Mollisiaceae. The transcript is spliced from 3 exons.
AUGGCGUCUUCUUCUUGGACUCUGAAGGCGAACGUUUUACAUACAGCAUUAACCGCACACAUAGAAUACCAGGACAAGAAAGGAUAUUCUUGGUAUCAUGAAGAGGCACACAUCGGCUGGCGUAAGUUCCUGGAGGUGAAGGAGGGUGUCACUUGGCGAGAUAUCCUUCGACAUGUCAAUCGACCCAAGAAACAAGCACUUCAAAAGCUUGUUCGACACCCGAGUGAGAGUGGUUGGGCAUUGCCACAAGAUCAUGACCGCCAUUUCAUGAAGCUACCUCAAGAAGUCAGAGACAUCAUUUUCGGUUAUUGUGUAUCCGUUGAGGAUCCCAGAACUGUUCAACCAUUGCCGGUGACCUCCAAUUGGAAGACAUGCUGGAUGUCACCUCGCUGUGAUAUAUCCUGGUGGGAGAUACUUCCGUUGGCAUUCUUCAAGCGCCGAGACUCCAAGGGAACGUACACCGAGUUACGCCCGAUCUACCGUGCCAAAAUCGAUGCCACAUGUCUGCGCGUGAACAAGAAGUUCUUCAAGGAUGGCAACCACCUUUUGUAUUCCAACAAUACUCUCGAAUUCUUGAUGGUCAACGAGCACUACCAAGCAAGUCCUCCCUCCACGUACGACGGCGAAACUUUACAUCGUCCGAAUCCAUCGAAACCAAACGUAUCCGAACUUCCAGAUGGGUACAAUAAUACCAUAUUUGCCACCGCCAUCUCUGCAAUUCGAAACCAUAUCCCGGAACAAGAACUUGAUGGUUCGGUUUACUACGAUCAUUUCCUUCGAUUCAUCUAUAGUAUUGGCCCAAAGAAUGCAGCCUCGAUCAAGACACUGCAGUUCGGUGGAUGCCCUAACAUCCAUGAAUGCCACGACGGAGUCGACUGCUACAAAAAGUGUCGACAGGAUUUGCUGAACAGCUUACGCUUCUACAUUCCAUUCAUCAACGAGUUCUGUCCUGGAUUACGAAAGCUUAUACUCCGAGUUGAAGAUGAUUCGAGAUAUGGACAUGGAUAUGGUCGUAUGAUAACUACAUAUGGGCCAAGCACUUCCGAGGAAGCCAUGAGACCAUUCGUUGAGAAUGAGCUGAAGGCCAUCAGGAAUAUCAGUGAACUGGUGGUGAUGAAUAGAGGUGUCAAACUUGAGUGGGCCGAGGAUACUAUGAAGUGGUUCGCGGAUCGCGCAGAAGAGAGAAAGAGAUUGGAGUGGACCGAGGAGAAAAAGAGGAAGGAAGCUAAUGCCGUCAGAGCUGCCAAUAUCAUCUGCGGGUUCUGCGGCGAGUGUCACGUCUGGGCCGAGUGUACGAAUCUCUGCUCUAUCUGUGGAAAAUUCGGUCAUUUCUGCAAGAAGUGUCCUCAUUUGGAGGAGUUUGGUGGUAUCGUGGGCAGAUAG